Messenger RNA from Hipposideros armiger (great roundleaf bat), 8465 nucleotides. RefSeq names its product interferon-induced very large GTPase 1-like. Gene Ontology annotation, molecular function: GTP binding. Lineage: Eukaryota; Metazoa; Chordata; Mammalia; Chiroptera; Hipposideridae. The record is from RefSeq and is a predicted model, not a curated record. The coding region runs from base 142 to 7002 and encodes 2286 amino acids. The transcript is spliced from 2 exons.
UCAAGCCACUCUGUCACCACUGGAGCCAAAGCCUGGACUGGAGGUGUGAGCCAGCACCUACCAGACUCAGGGAAGGAACUUACUCUACAAGCAGGUCUCUGGAGCACCUGAAGACAGGAGCUUGGCCACAAGGACACAGCCAUGAACACAGCAAAAUCCACCGCUGAUGAGCCCCUUCUCAGAGGCAAAAAAAGGCAAGAUCUCCAAGAGAUGCUGAGAGAAGUAGGACUGGCAGUUGAGUACUGGGUGCCCAAGUUGCAGGAACAUCUGGGUGUGACCUGUGUCCAGGCCUUACAACACCUAAAAGACAAAGACCUCCAGCAGGUGAAAUCCCAGGCACAGUAUCCCUGGGAGAAAAGGGCCCUGGAGAAGCUGUUACAGGAGUCUCAGGAGGAAAGGAUAAAAAAAACGCAAGACAAGGCAGAAGAGAUGGUACAGAAGCUAAAACCCUUGAUGCCAGGAGGCAGGCAACAACAAGAAGAGGCAGUGAGGAAAAGAGAGGCAGAGCUGAGGCAGGCGAUGGAGAUCCCCAAAGAAUACCAGCCACCUCCUCAAAAGCCCCUAAGAGAAAUCAUAGGAAAUGUGCAGAGACAACUCAACCUCACGGAGGGGACACUGUCUCACAGGCAAAACCUCCCAGAUAGAGAUCUGGUGAGAUGGGCAUCUGGAGGGCUGGCGCUGCAAGGAAUUUACAAAACCAGCGACCAAAGGGACCUAAUAGAGAAGAGGCAGGAGCUACUUUGUGUCCCUAAGGACUUCUUACUCUAUGGCCCUGCGCAGGGCACACGAAUGGAAACAAAGGAUUUUACAUCUUCUCAAGCAGAAGCUAUGUUCACCCAGGCAAUGGAGAAGCUGGGCUUCAGCGUAACUGCUUCAGCCAAGGGUGGAGGUUGGGGAUUUAGCUUGGAAACUGGUACGGGUCACAGCAAACAUUCAGAAUCCAAGGAAACCCAUCAAUCACAUUCUGAACAGUCUUAUUUCUGCUCUACCAAGUUCAGCUAUGUCCCACUCGCCUCCUGUCACUUUCCCUUUGAUCAGCUCCAGCUCUCCAAGGCUGCUCUCCAGGAAUUGAAAUGCUUUGAAGACCUUCUGGCUCAGCCUGCAGGCCUAGAUGAACUCCCCUUGCUAAGGCACAAGACUGAAGCUUUCUUCCAGAGGUUUGGCUCUCAUGCAAAUCAAGGCCCUUUGCACCUGGGAGGAAUCUACUGGUGGAAAGCCAUUUCAGAGGGUUUCCAAAGUGAGCAGCUGGCAGAGGUGAAACAGCAGUCAGCAAAGUCCCUGAAUAUUUACAUAAGUGGCUGUGGAGUGAAAGUAGCUGCAGGUGUGGAUGUGUCAGACUCUCAUUCAAAUGCAUCCUCCCAAAGGACAACCUCCCAGAAUCUCCAAACCACAGUCCAACUAUCUGUGGCCCACACCGGGGGCCCACCAGAAGCAAAUGGAUUUCUCCAGUGGAAAGAUGGCUUAGUUGCCAGUAAUCAAACCUGGUGUGUCAUUGACCGGGGACUUCAGCUGGUGCCCAUUUGGGACAUCAUUGUCUCCAACCACAGAAGUGAUUUUAAAGAUGCUCUUCAGGUAGCUAACUUGCUGAAAGAUAGCUACACUGCUCUGACUAGUCGCACUGCCCAGAUCCAAUAUGCAGAAGAAUUGUUGAGUGUUGAAAAGGAGACUAGGGUUUUCCUAGAGGAUGUGAAAUCCUGGGAGGUAUCUGAUUCAGAAGAGCAGCUUAAAAAGCUGAUACAUUUCAUGCAAAUGUUGAGCCAAAAAAUUAAAGGCUAUGACACUUGGGUUCACAUAUGCCUCACAGAUUGGGGUCUGCAGAAUUUUCUGAUAAACACUGUUAACUUUUGCAAGAAGUCUUCCUUUUAUAAAACCAAAUUUAUUAAAUCUCAGUUGCGCAGCCUUUUGGAUCCUCACAUCUACAGAGUAACAAACUUUCCUCAGGCUCAUUCCAUCAUGCAGUGGAUCUUCCUGUCAGAGUCACAACGAGAGCACAUCAACAUCUCUGAGUUUUCUGAAUUAAUAAAAAUCUUAAAGGAAGCCCAGAAUGACCUCAGGGAAGUGAAGGCCAAAUCUAAAUCUGCAGAAACAGUAGAUGAAGCUCAAAGAAAGGCCACUUAUGAGGUGAGCUUGUCUCUUGCCUGCUUCUUGAAUUUCCUCCAAGAAACAGAGCAGCCAGACACACAGCUCUUGCUACUUAACAUUGCAACUGCUGCAGGAUAUGAUGUGGUAAACAAUGCCUUUCAGUGUCUCCUGGGGUGUGAGGAGAUAGACUUCCUACUGAAUGAAAUGCAAACUGCCCAAGAUAAAUACCAGGAGCUCAAAACUAUUUGCACCUACAGGGCUCAGGCAUUCCUGGUACUCACAGGUCUCACAGCUACUGUUGGAGUCACAGCUGUGUCUCCAGAGGAGAAAACACAGCGCUUGGCAUUAAUAAGACACCACAUGGGCCAAACUUUGUCUAAAGAAGUUCUACAUGUCCUCACCAAACUUGGGGCUGAUCAUGGUUGGAAAAACCUAGAGAAAGACUUGCAAUUGCUCAUUGAUGGUAAUUAUGAAGCCACCAUCUCUUCACUGCAAAUGGAGGAGGUGAGAAAAAAUUUACAAAGUAUCUUCCAUGAUAAGAAACAGCCCCAUGAACCACAUGAUAAUGAAAAUACCAAAUGGGAAGUCAUAGAAGAUGGAGCCUUCCAAGAACUACUCCAGCGUUUAGGCCUAGAACAUUACUACCCAAAAAGAAUGAGCAGAGCUAACUUCCACCUGAUCUACAAGCGUUCUGUGUAUAAGUACAACUGCAAGCCAAGUUCUGAACGGGAGCUUCCCUUCUAUUUCCUUCAGAAGCUACUGAUGCUGGAUUAUGGGCUGAGAUACCUCGUCUUCAGAGACGACGGAAACACACAGAAUCAAGUCUAUCCAAGUGCUUUGAAUCAGAAAAAUGAGGUGCUUGAUCCAUAUGAAGACUUGUUUGAAGACCCUGAUGCUCCCACUAAUCCUUCAGCCACUAAUCCUAGGCCCCAUAUUCAUCCGAUGGAUAUUCAGAUGGCGAUUCUUCACUGUGCAGACGAUUUUGCCAGACAAUAUAUUUUGGCCAAACUUGCCAUUUGUCAGUUUGCCCUCCCCUUGCUCAUACCUAAUCCCUGCAGUUCUGAAAUUGAAUUCUGUCUCUGGUCUCUCCGUCAAAUUAGAAGAAGCUGGCAGGAAGCAAGGAAAUCACCAAAAGAGGAGAAGAAGAAUUAUAAGAAUAAGCAGAUGUGUCGUGUCUCAACCCCCAUCGUGUCCUUUAUUAGAGUUGGAAAUGGCUUCUCUGCUUCCAAAUCCCAGAUCAUGAACUGUCUCCUCAGUAAACAUAAACAUGAUAUCUUUUUUCACCGACAUUGCAGAGGGAACAGCAAAGACUGUCUCCUGAUGGGGGGUGUGGUGGAAGUCAGCUGGUUCUGUCCCAGGGGGGAAGAUGAGGACAGAUUUGACACCUGCUUGACCUUCACCAAUCUUCAUGGAGAUGCCAAAGAACAUGAGAAGCAACUCACCUUCUUGCAGGAGGUCUCUUCUCUCAUUGUUGUCCUCAUGUCAACUUCAGAUGACAACAAAGAAAACCGAAAAAUUGUUCGUGACCUGAAUCAGUCACCAAGACCUCUGAUCUGCUUGCUUGAAAACAAAAAAAAAACCAUGGCCAAUAACUCUAACCAGAAAGUGAUCAUUGGGAUCAGGAACAAAAAUGAGGCAGAAUUAACAGAGGAGCUCGCUGCUACAAUCAGACGUUUGCUAGAGCUCUCAGACACUGCUCUGAGCAUAGAGGACUGUUCCCAGAUUGCUCACAAGCAAGGAUUCUUUAUUGAUGAAGACAAGAGAGAGUGCAAGGAAGCCAAAGAAAAGGCAGAGAUCCUAAUAGCCCUACUGAAAGAAAUGAGGAUAUCCCAGGUGAAGGAAAACUUACUACCCCUUCAGGGACAACUGUGGCAUCUUUGGUGUAAAAAGGACAAAGAACUCUAUCACCUGAGAGAAAAGGGGAAUCGGAGCAUUGAACAACACAAGUGUGAGAUUGAGACAGAAAAACAGAGACUACGUCGCCAACAGUUGAUCAGAGCCUUUCCUCUCAAUGAUUUAAUGAAUCCUGUACUUCAAAUUCUCCAAACGCAUUCAGAAAGUCACACCACACUCUACUUUUUGCAAUGGCUGAGUAUGUUUUUAGACAACCUGACUGCAGGACACUUGGAAAAACUGAAUGAAGAGAAAAAACUUGUGUGGUCACUGAUACAAACAGAAAAGCAAAAGGCACCAAAUAGCAACAACCUGAAAGUUUGGCAAAAUAAGAUAGAAACUAUCUCCAUAAAGAUUAGUGACUGUACCUUGGGAAUUGAGCAACUGCUCAGAGAAGUUGGCCAGAUCUAUGAAGCUCUAGAAGAAACUUCUUCCACAAAAGACACCCUUUUUCUCUCCCUUCCCCAGAUUGCUGCAGAUCUCAUGAUAUCUGGUGUGCCCAUUGAGCUGAUGGAUGGGGAUGCUUCAUAUGUGCCUCUAAAGUGGGUGACAGCUCUUUUUGACAAGCUCUCUGAGAAACUUGGAAACAAACGGCUGUUUGUUCUUUCCAUCCUUGGCCUGCAGGGCUCAGGGAAGUCCACCCUGCUGAAUGCACUUUUUGGGCUGCAGCUCACAGUCAGUGCUGGAGGGUGUACGCGGGGGGCCUACAUGCAGCUCCUGAAGGUGGAGGAGGCAUUCUCCGAGGAACUUGGCUUUGACUUUGUGCUUGUUGUGGACACAGAAGGACUUCGGGCCCCUGAAAUGAGCAACAAAUCCAACAAUCAUGACAAUAAGUUGGCAACCUUUGUCACUGGACUUGGAAACUUGACACUGAUCAAUAUUUUUGGAGAAAAUCCAUCAGAAAUGCAAGAUAUUCUUCAAAUUAUUUUCCAAGCCUUUUUGAGGAUGAAACAAGUAAAAAUCUCCCCAAGUUGCCUCUUUGUCCAUCAGAAUGUGGGGGAAGUUACAGCUAAAGACCAAACUAUGGAAGGUCGAAGGCGCUUAGAGCAGAGACUAGAUGAAAUGGCAGCAACAGCAGCUGAGCAAGAACAGUGCUCAGGUGUAACUCACUUUAGUGAUGUCAUUAAGUUUGAUGUCAAUACUCAUGUCUACUACUUCGCUCACCUCUGGGAUGGCAAUCCCCCAAUGGCCCCUCCCAAUCCUCGCUACAGCCACAACGUCCAGGAACUGAAAAAUAGAAUUCUUAUGACUGCCAAACAGGAAUCCAGGGGGAGCAUCAUGAAGAUAUCGGAUGUAAAAUCAAGAGUUCAAGAUUUAUGGAGAGCCCUGGUGAAUGAGAACUUUAUUUUCAGUUUCUGGAACACCGGAAAGGUCAUGCCCAUGAGCAAAUUGGAAACCACGUAUAACAGCUGGGCCUGGGAGCUGAGGAGUCAUGUGCUAGGCUUGCAGAACCAGCUGAUCAACCAGGUUCAGAAUGGAAAAAUCCAGACCCUCAGAGCAAGCACAAUUGAGGCUCCAGUAGCAGAAAAAUAUGAAGCCAUCAAGCAAGAACUUGAAAAAUAUUUUAAUGAAGAUCUAGAGAGAGAAAUACUGAUUCAGUGGAAAGCAAAUUUUGAAAAUAAGCUACUGAUCCUUAAAGAGGCUCUUAUUUUAGACAGCCAAAGAAAAGUUGAAGGACUUAUUAAUUAUAAAAAGGGUCAGGAAAGGCUGGAUAAUGAAAAGGCACGUUAUGAAAAGGAAUUAUUAGAAAAAAGCAGAAAAUUGGCUUCAGAGGUAAAGGACAAGGAAUUUAGUGAGGAAGAGUUAUUUAAAAAAUUCAAUCAACUUUGGGAAAAAUGGGUCUAUGCUGUAUCCACAACUCUCCCUCCAGUCACAGAUCCUGACAUUGAUGUGGAUUCUGAAAGCAUCCUUUUGGAGUAUUUUAAAAAGGAGAAAGGCAUGGUGAACAUACUGAAGAAAAAUUCUGGAAAGAAAUUUGAAGUCAAUUAUGAUGAACAUGUCACCAUGAGCAAGAAAUUACUCUUCUUUACAAAGCAAUUAGAGGUAUAUGACAAAGAGUCCAUAAUGAGAACAACUGAGCACAUUAUUUCAAGAUUUACUGAAACUAUGAAAAAUCUUCAGAGGCAACAACAUGAUUACAAUCCAAGUUAUUUCCAUGAAAUCCUGAGAAUAAUAGAAGAGGGGAUGAAAUCUGCUUCCUCUGAGGAAAGAUACACAUUUACAAAUAAAUAUAAAAUUGACUUAUCUUUGUGUUUAUUCCAAAGAGCAGCAGAGCAUUUUAAGGAGAUGCACAGGGUAUUCAAAAGAGCAAAUGAUCCUGUAAACUAUCUGGAAAGCAAGAAAGAUGAUUUCUUCAUGAGUUUUAAGAUCUCUUGUCAAGGAGCAACCUCAAUCAAAACAUUUGUUGAUUUUCUGUGGCACAAACUCAUUCCUGCUGUCUCCACUGCCAUAUGGGAAAAAAUGGUCCCUCUAAUUGCUGGAGAAAUGCGAUCUACAUUCCCUGCAUUCAAUGGAAACAGAACUAACUUGGAGAAACACAUUCUUAUCUCUCUGGCAGAAAAAGAAUAUUUCAAUGAUUACUGGGAGUACCUUCAUAAUUCAGAAUCAUUUUUUAAGAAUUAUAUUCAAAACCAUAUUAAAAGAUAUUGUUCAGACAAAAGAAGUGAAACAAUGAAAACUUUUUUAGAAAUAUGUUUAGGUGACAUCAAGAAUGUUAUCCUCUCAGCUAUUCAUGAAUCCACAGCAAUAGCUAAAGAUAAAAGCAGCACUGUGUCUGAGUGGCUGGAUUUGUUCUGUGAUCACCUGGGAAGUAACUUGAUCUUUCCACGAAAUGACUUGAUAAGCAUUGAACACCAGGAGAUAAGAGAUAUUGAGUUCCUCAAAGAAACCAUGACUGAAGCUUUGGAUCCCGCAAUGAAGACAGUAGAAAACAAGUGUUUGAAUACGCCUGUUGAAGAUAUUGUUCCUGAAAUCGAGAAAAUGCUCUCUGUACAUCUCUGUGGCUGCUGGAAACAGUGUCCCUUCUGAAGAGCAAUUUGUACGAACACAAUCGCCACACAUGACGGAGACCACAGUGUUCCCUUCCACCGUCCUCUGGCUGUCAAUGGACGGCGAUGGAUUGGAACACAAGAGUUUAUGAUUGAUUCCUGUACUAGUUUAGUAACAAGUGAUUGUUAUUUUAUUUUGAGUGAGGACCACAAAAUCGCAUAUAAGAACUAUCGACAGGCAGGAGGGGACUAUGCCACGUGGAGCAUCACCCCAGACUCAUCCACCCAGCCCUACUGGAAAUGGUUUGUCUGUCACUUCAGAUCAAACCUAGAAGAAAAAUAUGAGCAAAAAUUUAUAGGUAGAGGUAAAAUUCCUGAUCAAUGGUUCAAAAUCACAAAGCAGGAUGUGCUUGAUGACUUGAAAAAACAAUAAUACUCAAUGACCCCAAGAGUACAAGAAUGUGAACAAAAGAAUUACAAUACCUGAACAAAACUAAGAUACUUCCUUCUCAUGAGAACCUUCAUCAUUUCCAUUUUUCAAAUGAAACAUCUAGAAAUAAAUCAAUUAGCAUUGCAAGAGUUGAAGAUUUUCCUAUGUCUCAAUUCAUUCUGGUUUAAAAACAAGUUACUAAAAUAUAUGAGCAUAUGAUAAAAAUAAAAUAAAAUCCAUUUAAAAUACCAAAUCCAUAUUUUAAACUACUAUUCAGAAUGUUCUUUUAUUUUAAAAGAUAUAAAAUUAUAUAAAGUCUCCAGAAUUACAUUUUCAUAUAGGAAUCAAAAUCAUUGAAGCCUGCUAUAGAAAUCUAUAGACUAAGUAGAUGAUUGUUCAAACCAAUAUACAGUUCUUGGCUGGAAGCUACAAGUGGCCUAAGUGGUUUGUUUUUACCCUCUGAAAUUGUGAGGAAAAUUUACUAACCCUUGAACGAAAAAAUAUAUAUAAAAGUCCAUGAUUCCCAAGCAUCAUGGUAUAUAGACAGACUCUGUUUUGGGAAACAAUACAAGACACUUGACCAGGAUAGAACCUACAUCAAUUCAGGAAACAUUAUCAAGCAAAUAUGGUAAAUAGAAAUCAAAUACUUGUUUUUUCUCAUCUAACCAUUCCUUCUUCUUUCCUGGUAUCUUGGCAGUUCCCUGUGCUGCUUUUAAAAAACAUAUGGUUCAUAAGGGUUUAGACAUUAAAAGCCUGGUGCUUUGUACUAAUCAAAGAAGGACUAGCUUUUACAACAAGAUGAAGGAGCCAUUUUAAUAAUGGUUGUGGACAAGGUCUGAUUUAAUUAUGCUAUUAAUGAUUUUAUAAACUAUUCCUUCAAGAAUAAAAUGUCAAAGAGUAUAUAUGUAGCUUUUAGGUUCUGAUAUUUCAAUAAGAAAUUCUUUUAUGUAUUAUAAUGGAAGGAAAUGCUUAUCUCUAAAACAGUCACCCUUGUGACUUUUUAUGCUAUUUGAGCCAUAAGGUCAUGACCAGAAUAAAAAUUUAAAAUGCUCUGAAGCCAACCAAAAACCUGA